Ascoidea rubescens DSM 1968 is the source of this 270-nucleotide messenger RNA. RefSeq lists its product as uncharacterized. Bases 1 to 270 code for a protein of 89 amino acids. NCBI's taxonomy places the organism in Eukaryota, Fungi, Ascomycota, Saccharomycetes, Ascoideales, Ascoideaceae. The transcript is spliced from 2 exons. The record is from RefSeq and is a predicted model, not a curated record.
AUGAGUUCUUCUGCCGAUGUCGAAAUUGUCUAUGUCACCGCUGUUUUAGACAGUGCCAAUGACACCCUCAACGACACUGCUUCAUCCUCCUCUGAGUCUGGUGCCUACUUAGUCCACCCUUUCAAUGCUGAUGGCUCCAUCUUGAAAGUCUACACCAUCUUGGCUGCCUUUUUUGGUGUCACUUUUGUGUUAUCCGCUGCUAAUAUUCUGUCCAUUUUAUCUCAUCUUAUUGGAUCUGGUCUUUGGUAUCUUAUAAUCUUUAAUAAUUAA